GACCAAACAAUACUGAUACAAUCACUGGUUCACCCCGUGUCCCUUCAUAGCACCGAGAGCACAAACUUCCCCAAUUAAGAGACACGUUUCUGCUUUUUCUUUUGUUCCACAGCUGCUUUUUAACAUUUCUUCUCAUUGCAGGACACAGCCCGCUCCUGCACUUAAAGACGCGAAGACCAUAGUUUGGAAGAGGUCACACUGCUCCUCCCACCAUGAUGUCAUUGAGAGUAGUGGCAGUGGCAUCCUUCCUGCUGGCAAUGGUGACAUCAUCAGCAGGUCACAGCUGCCCUGCCGAAAGGGGUUACCCCGGGAUUCCCGGCAUUCCCGGAGGACCUGGGCCGAACGGCAAGGACGGGCUGAAGGGGGGAAAGGGGGACCCAGGUGACAGCGCACGCCAAGUCAAGGGAGAGAAAGGAGAGCAGGGAGACCUGGGUGCCCCAGGCAGGGUCGGUCCCCAGGGAGAUCCUGGCCCCCCAGGGCCCCCAGGCCUGCCAGGACUGAAGGGCUCCAUUGGGGAGAUGGGUGAUAUUAGCGCGACGAAGCAGUCCGUCUUCUCCCUACGCAAGACUUCAAAAGCCCCGUCCCGUCGCGACGAACCCAUACGCUUCGACACACCCAUCCUGCUGGACAAAACUGCAGUGCGCAUUGACGCGUCGGUUUUCGUCUGCACCGCCAAGGGCCUGUACUACUUCACCUACCACGCCUCGUCCAAGGGAGCCCUCUGCAUUAACAUAAAAAAGAACAACAUGAAGGUGGUGGGCUUCUGCGAUCACGUCCAGGGGGCUUACCAGGUGACCUCCGGCUCUGUGGUUCUGGAACUCGAUGUCAACGACAAGAUCUCGCUGGAGCCCACAGAGAAGAACUCUGUGCUGGCCUCCGAAGGGGCGGACAGCACCUUUAGCGGCUUCCUGCUCUUCUCUAGCACCUAGCCAAGGCCAGUCAGCCACCGCUAGGCAGCUCAGGGGAAGCACUGCUAGCUCGCUUGCGCUUUUCUAUGAUAUUGCAACAUAGAGCUUGACCCGUUCAGAAGUGCUAUGAAAAAAAAAUGCUAUUGUGUUAACUUGAUUGAAAAGCAAUGCAAAGUGUAGGCUGGUAACUUUGUACACACCUGCUGGACAGACAGGCAGCUGUGAACAAAAUCAAGCAGAUGCCAAACAGGCAAAAUAAAUGAUCUUUGUUGAAAAUGUCACUUGUCUAAACUUGUGUUAAUAAAGUCUUUUUAAACGGCA
Molecule: messenger RNA, 1229 nt
Organism: Acipenser ruthenus (sterlet)
Lineage: Eukaryota; Metazoa; Chordata; Actinopteri; Acipenseriformes; Acipenseridae
Product: complement C1q subcomponent subunit B-like
Exons: 3
Coding region: 213-929 (238 amino acids)
Molecular function (GO): protein binding
Source: RefSeq, a predicted model, not a curated record